CGCAGCCCGGGGGUGGCGGGAGGCGGCGGCGGCGGCGGCGCUGGGAGCUCCUGUCACCGCUGGGGCCGGGCGGGAGUGCAAGGGACGUGAGGGCGUGAGGGCCGGGACAUGGGGCCCGUACGCCCCGCCGCUCGCGAUCUGGGCUGCCGCCGAGGGCCGCCGCCGCUGCAGCUAUUGCUGACACUACUGCCGCUGCUUCUGCGCGCGCAACUCGCCGUCGGGAGCCUGAGCGGUGGGAGUCCCGGUGCAGCCGAGGCCCCGGGGUCGGCCCAGGUGGCUGGACUAUGUGGGCACCUAACACUUCACCGGGACCUGCGCACCGGCCGCUGGGAACCAGACGCACAGCGCUCGCGACGCUGUCUCCGGGACCCGCAACGCGUGCUCGAGUACUGCAGACAGAUGUACCCGGAUCUACAGAUAGCACGUGUGGAACAGGCGACGCAGGCCAUCCCCAUGGAGCACUGGUGUGGGGGUGCCCGGGGUGGCCGCUGUGCCCACCUCCACCACGAGGUUGUGCCUUUCCACUGCCUGCCGAGUGAAUUCGUGAGUGAGGCCCUGCUGGUGCCCGAAGGCUGCCGGUUCUUGCACCAGGAGCGUAUGGACCAGUGUGAGAGUUCAACCCGGAGGCAUCAGGAGGCACAGGAGGCCUGCAGCUCCCAGGGCCUCAUCCUGCAUGGAUCAGGCAUGCUUUUGCCCUGUGGCACAGAUCGGUACCGAGGUGUGGAGUAUGUGUGCUGCCCCCCUCCAGUGACCCCCGACCCGUCUGGGACAGCAGUUGGUGACCCCUCCACCCGGUCCUGGCCCAUGAGGGGCAGAGCAGAAGGAAGUGAGGACGAGGAAGAGGAGGAAUCCUUCCUCCAGCCAGUAGACGAUUACUUUGUGGAGCCCCCUCAGGCUGAAGAGAAAGAAGAGGAGGAAAGAGUCCCACCCUCAAGCUCUCAUACCCCUGCAGGGGUUAGCAAAGUGACUCCCACUCUGAGGCCUACAGAUGGUGUGGACGUGUACUUCGGCAUGCCUGGAGAAAUCAGUGAACAUGAGGGGUUUCUGCGGGCUAAGAUGGACCUGGAGGAGCGUAGGAUGCGCCAGAUUAAUGAGGUGAUGCGUGAAUGGGCCAUGGCAGACAACCAAUCCAAGAACCUGCCUAAAGCUGACAGACAGGCCUUGAAUGAGCACUUCCAGUCCAUUCUGCAGACCUUGGAGGAGCAGGUGUCUGGGGAGCGGCAGCGCCUGGUGGAGACUCAUGCCACCCGAGUCAUCGCCCUUAUCAACGACCAGCGCCGGGCCGCCUUGGAAGGGUUCCUGGCGGCUCUGCAAGGGGACCCGCCUCAGGCAGAGCGCAUCCUGCUGGCACUGCGGCGCUACCUGCGGGCAGAGCAGAAGGAGCAAAGGCACACCCUGAGGCACUACCAGCAUGUGGCCGCCGUGGAUCCUGAGAAGGCCCAGCAGAUGCGCUUCCAGGUGCAGACCCACCUUCAAGUAAUCGAGGAAAGGAUGAAUCAGAGCCUCGGGCUGCUUGACCAGAACCCCCACCUGGCUCAGGAACUGCGGCCCCAGAUCCAAGAACUCCUCCAUUCUGAACACCUGAGUCUCAGUGAAUUGGAAGCCCCUGCGCCAGGGGGCAGCAGUGAGGACAAAGGUGGGCUGCAGCCUCUGGAUUCCAAGGAUGACACCCACAUGGCCCUUCCAAAAGGAGGGAGCAGCACCACUCUGGAAUCUCAGAAACCAGACAGGACUUGGGGGGUACGAUCCACAGAACAAGAUGCUGCAUCCCCUGUGAAAGAGAUGUCCCCCCUGGAGCAGUAUGAGCGAAAGGUGAAUGUGUCCGUUCCAAGGGGUUUUCCUUUCCACUCAUCGGAGAUUCAGAGAGAUGAGCUGGCCCCUGCUGGGACAGGCGUGUCCCGAGAGGCUGUGUCUGGUCUCCUGAUCAUGGGAGCAGGUGGAGGCUCCCUGAUUGUCCUCUCCAUUCUGCUCUUGCGCCGAAAGAAGCCCUAUGGGGCUAUCAGCCACGGAGUGGUGGAGGUUGACCCCAUGCUGACCCUGGAGGAGCAGCAGCUGCGUGAACUACAGCGUCAUGGCUAUGAGAACCCCACCUACCGCUUCCUGGAGGAACGACCCUGAACCUGCCCCCUUCACCCCUUUGACUGAGCCCAGACCCUCCCUCUUCCUGGAGCCCCAGAACCUCAACUCCCACCCUUGGGUAAAGGUCUUGCAAAACUUCAUUUCAUAUUCUUUGUGAGGGGGUUAGAAAUUCUUAUUUCCCUUUCCAAUUCCAAAUUCCAUCCCUAAGAAAUCCCCAGGUGUUCCCAGCUGCCUCCCUGCUUGGGACCUCCUCACUUUAAUUUAUUUUGUAAGUUAAUUUAUUGUUCCUUAAGGUGACCACCAACUUGGUCACAGUGCCUGUUGUUCCCUGGAAUUCACCUUCCCAUGUGCCCCGACUAACACCCCAAUAAAAUCCUGUUGCCCACCA
This is a messenger RNA of Manis javanica (Malayan pangolin), 2467 nucleotides long. RefSeq names its product amyloid beta precursor like protein 1 (gene APLP1). Gene Ontology annotation, molecular function: alpha-2C adrenergic receptor binding; transition metal ion binding; heparin binding. Gene Ontology annotation, biological process: axonogenesis; central nervous system development. NCBI's taxonomy places the organism in Eukaryota, Metazoa, Chordata, Mammalia, Pholidota, Manidae. Gene Ontology annotation, cellular component: Golgi apparatus; plasma membrane. The record is from RefSeq and is a predicted model, not a curated record.